AUGCGAUUCAGUAUCGUCACCUUGCUCAUCACUGGUCUGGCUACCGUACAGGCUGUAAUCUUCGGCCGCAGGAUCACUGAUGAAUAUGACGACCUCGGGACUACGCUUGGAGUAGCCGUGACUCCCACACUUGUUAGUGAUGGCGGAAUCGCCUACAACAACUUCGGAUAUGUCACAGUCGGUGCUGUGAACAGCAAAAUCCCUCAGUUAACUGGUAUUGAUCCGCAAUCUGGAAAGAACGUUGCCCUUCUUCAGAUGCCUGCUUCAGGGUCCUUCUCAACCACUGCAAGGUGCUUUGAGCUUUCAGAUUUCUACGUUGGCUGCACAACGGCCAACCUGGAAGGAGCUGUAAACAUACCUCUUCCCUGUACAGUGACCCUCAAGGCGUACAACGCGGAAAACAAACUUGUGGACACUAAAAAGGUCGAAUUUACCCCCAAUGGCCAGCCGAAGAGCACGAUGGAUCGGUUCGUUGUGGAAUUGAAACCUGCCAAGACGGUAACAGUGGAUGUUGCGAUUCUGAAUCUGGGAAGCAUCGGGUCGGCAGCGACGGCGGCUUUGUUUGAUAAUGACCACCGCAACCGCGCGCGCAUCACCCGCAAAGCUAAGAGUAGCAACAAGAACGACCGCAAAUACUACUUCUGGCGUCUGGCGCUCAACCACCGCAUUUACAUGCAAACGCAGACGCCUUGGAUCAGAUGGAGGUCACAGAGCAAGUCGACAAGCUGGAAGCUGCUGUCGACAAUCAGUCAGGAGGAGUUUGAGAAGAGCCUUGAGGGCAUCGAGAAGAGGAGUGGCUGGAACAGGGCCAAGGCACGACCUAAUGGCGCAAAGAGUAAGCGCAAGAGGGUCGUUGUGGAGGAUGGGAAUGAUGACUGGGAGGAUAUGGAUAACGAGUCUCUGGCAAGCAAGAAGCCGAAAUUGUGA
This is a messenger RNA of Macroventuria anomochaeta, 927 nucleotides long. RefSeq lists its product as uncharacterized. The record is from RefSeq and is a predicted model, not a curated record. NCBI's taxonomy places the organism in Eukaryota, Fungi, Ascomycota, Dothideomycetes, Pleosporales, Didymellaceae. The coding region runs from base 1 to 927 and encodes 308 amino acids. The transcript is spliced from 4 exons.